GACCUAUAAAUCCAAACAGAAAUGUGCUGAGUUCUUGUUCUUCCUACUAUGAACUAGCAUAGUAGAGCAUCAGUUCAUUUUAAGAAAUAAAGAGGUAUUGAAAAUGGAAGGUGGGAGGAGUUGGGAUCAAACGUCACUCGUUGGUGAGAUAAUUCAGGGGAUGGAGCUUACCAAGCGAUUGAGAACAGAGUUGAGUUCAGCAUCUACAGAAGAAAGCAGAGGAUCAUUAAUACAGGGGAUUUUAUCUUCAUAUGAAAGAGCUCUUUUGAUACUGAAACGGAACGCACCAAUGAAUCAGCCUCCGAUGCCGGAAGUAGCCCCCGGAUUGCCAGGGUCACCAAUUUCUGUCAAUGGAAGUGCUUCUAGUGAUGAUUCUGGCAGAGGCCUCAAGGACCCUCAGCAGGACCCCAGAAAGGAAUCAAAGAAGAGAAAGACACAGCCCAGAUGGAAAGUACAAGUGAAAGUGAACUCUGAGACAGGAUUUGAAGGACCCCACGAGGAUGGUUAUAGCUGGAGAAAAUAUGGCCAAAAGGACAUACUUGGUGCAACAUAUCCCAGAAGCUACUAUAGAUGCACUUUCCGUAAUACUCAGAAUUGUUGGGCAGUAAAGCAAGUGCAGAGAUCAGAUGAAGACCCUUCUGUGUUUGAAAUUACAUAUAGAGGAAAACACACUUGUUCCCAAGGGAACUAUUUAGCCCAAUCAUGUCAUUCACCAGAAAAGCAAGAAAAUAAGGAAAACGACCACGGCCAUGAUCAUCAUCAGAAGCAGCCUGCACAAGAGAGCUUAUUUGGUAAUCAAACUAUUGAGAACAUCGAAAAGCUCGAAAACAAGGCAUUGACAUUCUGCUUCGGCUCAACUUCUGGUGGAUGUAAGGACAUUGUAAAUGGUGGCUUUUCUCAUUUAGCCAUUGACACUCACACCGCCUUGGGAAGCUUUUCUCAGUCAUUUAUCUCCCCAACCACACCUGACUCAAACUACUUCACUCCAUCCCCAUGCCAAAGGAGCAACAUAGGAGGGACUCAUAAUAUGCAACCUCUAGAAUCUGAUGUCCAUGAGAUUUUCUCGGCCAACACUUCAGCUACCAACUCCCCUAUCCUGGAUUGGGAUUUUCCAUUCGAUUCGGAGCAGAUCAACUCAAAUUUCCCAUUUAACUCCCCAGGAUUUUUCUACUAAAUCACUUGGGGAUAAAAAUAAAAUUGCAAACUGGUUAAUUGCAAAUCCUUUAGAAUUUAGCCUCAAUCAUGAACCAAGACAGAAGAAGGAAAGGCCGCCCCUACCCAGGUUUCAUUUUCUAAAUUCCUUGCAAAGCAUGGUGAUUAGUAAUAUAACUAGCAGCUUCAUUUUUGGUUCUUUUAUUAAUUUUGUUCCCAAUUGAUUUCCUACAACAUUAGACUAAGCAAUAGCACGUCUUGUUUGAAAUUAGGAAGCUCCCUUACAAUAGUAGUAAUUGAAAAAUAUAUACUAGUUUAUCAUGCAUUUUCUAUAAUAUGAGUGAAUUUACAUACUAUAUCAAAUAUCACCAUGUCAUCAAGGAGAUGGGGAAAAAUGACAGACAUGUUUUGUUAAUAAUCAAUUCAAAUGGAUAUCAGCAAUUAAGUUCACAUCACGAAGGAGUAUACCUACAAACUCACUAAACCAGAAAGAUGCAUGUUGCUGCAAGUAUUCUUCACCAUAUUAACUCUUAUGGGAAUCGGAACUUAAGCAUACGCAUAACAGGUAUAAGACCUCUUCGAUCAAGAACAGAUUGCAAGCAUAGUUCGGAAAGAAGCCAAAUAUAUCAACCCAUAUUGAACAAGUGCAAUGAUAAACCAUAACUUUUUCAACAAAGAGACAGUCAGUCAUGAAAUUAUGCAUUGGGAAAAUGGGACUGAUUAAGAAGAUACAAAAAGCACUUCCAGUUAGCACAGACACGGAAAUGUCAUUACUUCUACUCGAUGGAGAGAGGUUACCAACUUACCAAUAUCCCAGCGCAGGAACCAGAUAAAGAAACCUGGAGUUGACAAUACAGAUAAAACAUUUUAACUAUGCUGGGCAAAGCAGAUCCUAGCUCAGAUAAAGACAGGAAAGAACCACAUAUUGUAGCACAGAAAAACCAUUUCCAGCCAGAAUUGUUGAUUCAAAGGGCCAUCAAACUAAUUUAGUAUAGAAUGUUCAAAAGGAAAUUUUCAGAAACAAGCAGCUCAGAGGUAAUCAGAACGACAAUAAAGCUGAUAAGGACUGAUCACCAAUAUAUCAUUUAGCCAAAACUCUAUUCAUUAGUACUUCAAACAGACUUCACGAUCGUAAUUAAAAGAGUAUCGGAGGGACUCACAGGCUUCAGGGACAAAGGAGCAGCUUUGAAUGUGAAGCAUACUUUAAUCUGGCAAUAAUGUAGAAGAAGCUGGUGUCAAGUAAAAUAGAAGCAAGAGCCUUGGAAAAUGUGCCCUGCCCAUCGAUCAAUCGGUGCUCAAGAGUUCAGGCAAUCAGAAUCUUUUCAUAGAGGUUCUUGGGGAAACACGGCAGAAAAAGUGGCAUCUUCUUGAGUUGGCGGCUGCUAUCCCCUCGGAUCUAAAGCUCAUUUCACUAAUUUGGCCCCAGAUUUAGGCCCAAUAUGAGCUCAAUUCUGCAAAGACAAUGAACCAUUCUUGUUCCACAAUCCUCGACGCUGGAUGAAUUUGGAAGUGGAAGCUUCUUUGGACCGUCUGCUAUUGCAAAUCCUUUUACAGUUAAAUUUCCAAAACUCAUUUUAAAGUUCUUAAGAACUGUUCUUUUCGAGGACGGAAAUACUAUAUUAUCCUUAGUUAUACUAAUUAUUUUCCU
Messenger RNA from Cucurbita pepo subsp. pepo (vegetable marrow), 2800 nucleotides. Its product is annotated as putative WRKY transcription factor 41. Gene Ontology annotation, biological process: regulation of DNA-templated transcription. Gene Ontology annotation, cellular component: nucleus. The record is from RefSeq and is a predicted model, not a curated record. NCBI's taxonomy places the organism in Eukaryota, Viridiplantae, Streptophyta, Magnoliopsida, Cucurbitales, Cucurbitaceae. Gene Ontology annotation, molecular function: DNA-binding transcription factor activity; transcription cis-regulatory region binding.